This is a messenger RNA of Erigeron canadensis, 1630 nucleotides long. Its product is annotated as probable serine/threonine-protein kinase PBL25. The coding region runs from base 1 to 1437 and encodes 478 amino acids. The transcript has 6 exons. Gene Ontology annotation, molecular function: protein kinase activity; ATP binding. NCBI's taxonomy places the organism in Eukaryota, Viridiplantae, Streptophyta, Magnoliopsida, Asterales, Asteraceae. The record is from RefSeq and is a predicted model, not a curated record. Gene Ontology annotation, biological process: protein phosphorylation.
AUGGCUUCCAUGACGCCUCCAUUACUCUCAAGGACUCUUGUUACUUCUUCUACUUCUUCAAUGGAUCUUGAACACUCCAAAAGAGCCGAUGAUGCAAAUCCAACGUCUUUGGCGCGUUCAAGAACUAGAGCGGAAUUUGAAGCCGAAGCUCAUGAAGUUCCAUCUGGACCGAACCCUAUUUCAAACAAUUUGAUAUUGUAUUCAAAAGGAUCAGAGAAAGACAAGAAGGGAACAAAGCGAAACAUGAAAUGGUCUUCAUGUUUCCCCAGAAAACCAAAGAAAAAUUCGACACAAGGAAAGACACGAAACAUGAAAUUUUUUUUGCUUUUUCAGAUAAAAGAGAAGAAACGAUGUAAAUGGCUGAGAAAAGGAAAAGCGAAAAUCCAUUGUGUACCUGUUAUUCCAUUUAAGAAUAAGAAAAGGGUAACAUCCGAAACGCAAGAUCAUGAUGUUGCUUCUCCUAAAAGGGCCCGUAAUGAAGCUAAGAAGUACAAGACUAACAACAAAAAUCAUGUCAGCAACAAUGUCGCAGCAAAAACCUUCAGCUUCAGGGAACUAGCUAUGGCGACAAAUAACUUUAAGGAAGAAUGCCUUCUUGGGGAAGGUGGAUUCGGGCGAGUUUACAAAGGAAAGCUUGAAAAGACGGGCGAGGUUGUAGCUGUGAAGCAACUAAACCGUGAUGGGAAACAAGGAAACAGAGAAUUUAUUGUAGAGGUUAUGAUGUUGAGCCAUCUUUGUCAUCCGCAUCUAGUAAAUCUAGUUGGAUAUUGCGCAGAUGGAGAUCAAAGACUGCUUGUAUAUGAGUACAUGUCGUCUGGUUCUUUGGAAAACCAUCUUCUCGAUCUUCCUCCUGGAAAGCGGCCACUUGAUUGGUCAACAAGAAUGAAAGUGGCCAUGCAUGCUGCACAAGGCCUGGAAUACUUGCACGAGACAAACAAUCCACCGGUUAUCUAUCGCGACUUAAAGUCUUCCAACAUACUGCUUGAUCAGGAUUUUAAUGCGAAACUAUCAGAUUUCGGGCUAGCCAAGCUUGGUCCAGUUGGGGAUAAGACACAUGUAACAUCGAGAGUAAUGGGAACACUUGGAUACUGUGCACCUGAGUAUCAGAAGACCGGUAGGUUAACUGUAAAGUCGGACAUCUACAGUUAUGGGGUCGUGUUGUUGGAACUCAUUACUGGAAAAAGAGCCGUAGAUUUGACAAGGAAAAGUGAAGAACUACAUCUUGUUAGAUGGGCAGAAACCAGAAUCAAGGAUCCACACAAGUACUGGGAACUGGUCGACCCACUUCUCGAAGGAAGUUAUCCACAUACCGAUAUAAGCCAAGUGCUAGCCAUAGCAGCCAUGUGUCUCAGCACAGAUGCAUCAGUGCGUCCAUCAAUCACAGAUGUGGUCACUGCCCUUGCUUCCCUUGUGCAGGAUCCAAUGCCAUCAACAUGAUUAGUGUGUUCUUCAUAGUAAUGACUCGUAAACAGAGUAAUCUGAACAAGAGUGUUAGGACCAAACGAAUGGGACUAAAUCAAGGUGCAAAGCGUUGUCAAAGCAUAGUGUUCAAAUCGUAAUGAGAACCAACGUGCUAGAUGAACUGCACGCAAUAUCUCAAUCCUUGCUCAAUUGCAUAUCAUAUUCACCA